AUGACGAGCACACAAACUCCGCCGGGAGGCAACUGGAAUGCGCUGCGCUCUACAAUGCACAAAGAAAGCGUGAAGAAUUACGCUGUGCGCGAGCGUGGGCCUCCGCAUCACAAGAAAGCUGUGUCGCAAAGUGUGUCGAAACCACACGCUUCUCCCCCGCGUGAUAAUGUCGCGGAGACACACGCUGCGCACCCGCCGCUUCCCUGGUUUGCCGAGGACUUAUCUCCAGAAGACCUUUCACUUGUUCUUUCUACCGAAACUGCAUCCGCCGAGACGCUGCGGCAGCGCGAUCUCCCUCUUGAGCGCCUUGCCCAGCUGAAACGCAGCGCGCUGCAAUGGGAAGGGUGUAUGGACGAGGCACUGAAACGCCGCAUUGUGCUUGGCGAGUGCGAAUCAGAUUUUUCGCCGGAAAAGCGCAAAGUCGGCCACUAUGUCGCGGUCGAUUGCGAGAUGGUCGGCGUUGGGUACCGCGGCAAGAGUUCUGCUCUUGCGCGCGUUUCCCUUGUGAAUUGGUACGGCUGCAUUAUCUAUGACAAGUAUGUGCGUCCCGAUGAAAUGAUAUCCGACUUUCGGACUUGGGUCUCGGGCGUCGCGCCGCACCAUAUGAAGACGGCAACGCCUUUUGAGGUUGCCCAGCGCGAGGUAGCGGUGAUUAUCAAAGGCCGCGUUUUGGUAGGCCACGCAAUUCAAAAUGACUUGAAUGCACUCAAGCUUCACCAUCCGCGUUCCCAAAUUCGCGAUACUGCGCAGUUUGACCCGCUGCGUGUCGUGAGCGGAAAAAAGACACCUGGCCUGCGCACGCUCUCCAAACUUGUGCUGGGCCUGGACAUUCAAAAGAAAGGUCAAUACCACUCCUCUGUCGAGGAUGCACGCUCGACCAUGGCCAUUUUUCGUACGCAGAAGGAGGCAUGGGACCGCGAGCUGGAGAUCGGAGCGACCAAAGCGCUGAAGCGCAAGAUAGCGGCCGGAUCGCCCGGCAAAGCGGCGCGCUCGAACCCCAAGCCAAAGCCACCGCGCCCCCUCUCUUGGCCCGCCAGCAGGCCAGACACCCGCGCUUCGAGGGAAUGGUGGAUGAACGAUUAG
This is a messenger RNA of Malassezia vespertilionis, 1083 nucleotides long. It is a transcript of the gene REX4, whose product is annotated as 3'-5' exonuclease. Bases 1 to 1083 code for a protein of 360 amino acids. Gene Ontology annotation, molecular function: 3'-5' exonuclease activity; nucleic acid binding. Gene Ontology annotation, biological process: ribosomal large subunit assembly; rRNA processing. The record is from RefSeq and is a predicted model, not a curated record. NCBI's taxonomy places the organism in Eukaryota, Fungi, Basidiomycota, Malasseziomycetes, Malasseziales, Malasseziaceae. The transcript has a single exon. Gene Ontology annotation, cellular component: nucleus.